Molecule: messenger RNA, 2122 nt
Organism: Tachysurus vachellii
Lineage: Eukaryota; Metazoa; Chordata; Actinopteri; Siluriformes; Bagridae
Gene: heca
Product: hdc homolog, cell cycle regulator
Exons: 4
Coding region: 245-1840 (531 amino acids)
Source: RefSeq, a predicted model, not a curated record
CAGGAAUCAAAACAACACACGGACACGCCCUCUUCUUCUUCUGCUUCAUGGUGCACCUCGACUGUCAAAAUGGCCCAGACGACGACAGCAAGAAGCACGACGCCGCCGCUGCCCAGCAGAGCUCCAUGAUCAGAUCUGGGUGCGUUGGCGCGGGCCAUUGACGAUGCCAUCGGUUAGAGGGGCGCGUGCAGACGGUCAGCGUUAACGUGUGCGUCGUGUCCUAUAGCGAGAGCGCAGCACCAUCAUGCCGAGCCAGAAGAACAACAAGGGGAAGAGAAAUAAGCGCACUAACAGUAGCGGAGAUGAACAGGAAAAUGGAGCCACCGCAGCAGGAGCAGCAGCAGCAGCAGCAGCGGCAGGAGGAGGAGGAGGAGGAGGAGGAGGAGGAAGCAGCAGCAGCAGCGCUGCGUUAGUAGGAGCUACAGCCGCUCCACAAAGCGGUAAACGAGAGGCGCUGUGUGCCACGCCGCUCGUGUGCAGUUUAAACCGUGCCGUUGACCUUGACAAGGACGACUACCAGCGGGUUCUGUGCAACAGCGAGCACUGUCCAUAUGGCAACUGGAUGCAUCUACAGUGCUUCUAUGAGUGGGAAAGCAGCAUCCUAGUACAGUUCAACUGCAUUGGCCGAGCUCGUAGCUGGAAUGAGAAGCAGUGCAGGCAGAAUAUGUGGACCAAGAAGGGCUAUGACCUGGCCUUUCGCUUCUGCUCGUGUCGCUGUGGCCAGGGCCACUUAAAGAAAGACACUGACUGGUACCAGGUCAAGCGCAUGCAGGAUGAUCGCAAGAAGAAGGUGGUGACCGAGAAAAGUAGUGGGAAGGCCAGCGGAGGGGGUGGCGCUGAGGCCCCAGAGGAGCUGAAGAAAAGCAAGUCUUCUAAUAAAUUGCCUCACCGGGGCUCGAACCAAGACCUCUCACGCCGCCAGUCUGUGGAUCGGCAAAACUCUCAAGAGAGGAGUCACAUUGGCGGCAUUGGGGUGAACCUGGGUGUGCGCUCACCCACUGACUCCCCUGGUCAGUCUCCGCCACUAGGCUUCUCCUUCUUCACACCCCAGUCUGUCAGCGUGCCACGUAGCUCACGGCACCUGGGCGAAUUCCUUAAAAACGCAGUCCACAUGGAUGGAAACCGGAAGCACUUGCUGGUGGGCCAUGUUGCCAGCAGGGGAAGUCUUCAAGCGGAUCACGGGGCGGGCAGUUUGUGUCUGCCCCGCCUUACUCAGGGCGACGGCCCGGUGCAGUUCCUGAAGAGGCUGGACCUCUCCGAGCUGCUGGCCCACAUCCCUCGGCACAAGCUCAACACCUACCACGUGCGCAUGGAGGACGACGCGCAGGCUGGGCAGGGCGAGGACUUGAGGAAGUUUAUCCUCUCUGCUCUCAGUGCCAGCCACCGCAACAUAGUCCACUGCGCCCUGUGCCACCGCAUGCUGCCCAUCUUUGAGCAGUUUCCGCUGGUGGACGGGACGCUCUUUCUCAGCCCCUCAAGACACGACGAGAUCGAGUACGACGUGCCGUGCCACUUACAAGGGAGGCUGAUGCACCUGUAUGCUAUCUGUGUGGACUGUCUGGAGGGGGUGCACAAAAUUGUGUGUAUAAAGUGCAAAUCCCGCUGGGACGGAAGCUGGCACCAGCUGGGUACAAUGUACACCUACGACAUUCUGGCUGCUUCACCUUGUUGUCAGGCCAGACUGAACUGUAAGCACUGUGGGAAGCCUGUGAUCGACGUGCGAGUGGGUAUGCAGUAUUUCUCCGAGUACAGUAACGUGCAGCAGUGUCCACACUGCGGAAAUCUGGACUAUCACUUCGUCAAACCUUUCUCCUCCUUUAAAGUCCUGGAAGCUUAUUGACAAAAGUUCUACAUGCAUGCUAGUUUCCUUUCAUUUAUUUUGUUCCUAGGGAAAUUUAUUUGUCUGAAUUCUUUUUUUUUUUUAAUUCAAAGAAAAUAGAGAGGGAAGUGAUGGCAGUUAAUCAGAGACGAUGGAGACAGUAAGUGCUUCACUGUAUGUUUAUCAGAUCUUUCAUCUGGCAUUUACACGCAGAGCAAGAAUUAUACUGUGACAAGUGAAUGUAUCUGUAUAUGCCAAAUUCACCCUUUUGUACAAAGAACAAAUAAAAUAAAAUGGAUAACA